Messenger RNA from Aspergillus novofumigatus IBT 16806, 2540 nucleotides. RefSeq lists its product as uncharacterized. NCBI's taxonomy places the organism in Eukaryota, Fungi, Ascomycota, Eurotiomycetes, Eurotiales, Aspergillaceae. The record is from RefSeq and is a predicted model, not a curated record. The transcript has 4 exons. Bases 247 to 2100 code for a protein of 617 amino acids.
UGGCGCCAACGGGAUCUCGUAAGAGAAUAAAGCCCAGCCCGUCCGGCCCGCAGUCGCAAUCAUCUGCCUCAUUGAGCAGCGAGGUAACCUCAUCUCCAGUGGGGGCAAAGCGCUCAACCUCGCAGAAGCAAGGAAGUGAACUGGUACCCUGCACUUUGGCCCGCGGUGUCUAAAGCAUCUAAAGCGGCGCCUGUUACCGAGGUUGCCCGCGAGAGCAUUUCGGUUGCUCAAAAUGUAGCAUCGAGCAUGACUACCUCCUCGGAAUCCCUCCUUCACACCCCAAAGCAACAUAGAAAUCCUUCACUUCAGCUUACCAAGAAAAAAGGCGCAUCGACCAGAUCUCUUCCUGCCGACGCUACGACAACAAAGAUCAACAUCGCUUCCGAUGGUUCCGCAUCCACUCCAACAUUGGAUUCCCAGUUCGAUACUGCCGGUCCAGCCCCGAAUUUUGCCCAGAAGGAAGGAUCAAGCGAGGAGGCUGCAGGGGCUACAGACGAUAAGAACGGAGAGCAACUAAAACAGACAACCGACACUUCCCCAUCAGGAUCAGGUGCUGGAGCGGUGGAACCGGGUCUGGCUCAAUCAUCCUCGAAGCCAGCUAGUGGCUGGUUCUCAUGGUUCUAUACGGCAGACUCGGCUGAAGAAUCUUCCACUGGUGCUCAGUCAGAACGAGCGCCUGGGACCGAAAGCACCCCGACAGAGCCGUCUGCUGAAGACCAAACGCCGAAGAAUUGUGAAACUCCCUCCAACGACCCUGUGAGAAGUGCAGAGACACCCUCUGCACCGGCCACAGAAGCUCCUACGUCAUCACAGAAGCGAUCCUGGUUUCAAAUGUUGUAUGGUUCGUCUGCGCCGCCACAGGGGGCGGAUACGCUCAAGCCCGAAGAACACAAGGAUAACUCCCAAUCCGAAUCCCUCGGACCUUCUCCUGCUGUAAAUGCGCCCGUCCAUGAUCCAAAGCAUGCAAUUUCGUCUUCAAACCAGCCGCCUGCGGAAUCUCAGAGAACGGACGGUCCAGUUGACACACUGGCCAAGAACACUAAGUCGGGAUGGUCGUUCUGGUUCAGAGAUUCGUCGCACGAUCCGAAUCAAGUGGCACUAGCAGAUCCUCCGUCAGUUGAGGCUUCAACCGCGCAAGGAUCAUCUUCAAACCAGCGUCAGGACAUUCUACAGGAAGAAACAGGACUGGAACAGAAAGCGGAAGACACCAAGAAAGGCAACAUCAAAAUCAAGACUCCUAGGAGCAGUGCUGCUGCCACUGACAGAAUCCCCUCUCAUGUGCAGGACCUUCCUCCUGAAUCACCCCCACCACGAGUGUCAGAGGCAGCAGCAACGAAGCAAUUGCAGAAAGUACUACCGAAUCAAGUCCUACCUCGCUUUUCGGAUACUUUUUCUGUGAAAGAAACACCCUCUCUCGUGCAAACAAUUGGACGGUUCUUGCACUAUCGCAGAGAGCCUGAUAACAAGCAUGUCUAUAUGAUCAGAGAUCCCCCAAGCAUCAAGAAUGCAUUGGCCAUUGGUGUGCAUGGGUAUUUUCCCGCCCCACUAAUACGGACAGUGCUUGGACAACCAACAGGUACCUCCGUGAGAUUUGCCGCCAUGGCGGCGGAGGCCAUCCACAAGUGGACAGAGAGUCAUGGCUAUGCAUGCGAUGUCGAGAAGAUAGCACUAGAAGGUGAGGGCCGCAUCGCUGAGCGCGUCGACUUGCUAUGGAAGCUGCUCCUCAAUUGGGUGGAGAAAAUCAGGAAAGCCGAGUUUAUCCUAGUUGCAUGUCACAGUCAAGGUGUUCCGGUUGCGAUCAUGUUAGUUGCGAAACUCAUUGCUUUUGGCUGCUUGAAUGCCACUCGUGUUGGCGUGUGCGCUAUGGCCGGCGUCAAUAUGGGGCCAUUCUCGGAUUAUAGAUCUCGAUGGAUCAGUGGUUCGGCGGGUGAGCUUUUUGAAUUUGCUCUGCCCUAUAGCCAAGUCUCGAAAGAUUAUGAAGCUGCAUUGAAAUGCUCUCUGGACUUUGGCGUUCGAAUAUCCUACAUUGGGAGUAUCGAUGACCAGCUGGUAUCUCUAGAGUCUUUCCCAUCUGGUCGGUUUCGUGCUCAAACUUCGUAACCUAGGGAUCUCGGACCAUGGCCUCAUCCGAGAAUUGAGCUCUCCGCUGGCAGGGAGCCUUUACACAGGAGAAGGUCAUUCUCGUCUCUAUGACGACGAGGCUGUCUAUCGUCUGGCGAUUGAAUUUGCUCUGGAAACGUCGAAUGUCAGUAACGCUGCCUUAGACGUCAGACGGAGUCUCCCGUCUCCUUCGAACCCCUAUAUUCUACCGUUUGCCAUGCGGGGUAUACUCGAAGAAGAGUAUGUUCGCCGCGAACUCUAUGAAGAGACAAUGCAAUUAUUAAGGCAAUACGAUGAUUGGAAGCCCUCGAGCAAAGUUCUAAAGGAUGUCAAAUUCAGACUCGAGGGGAUCAGGUCCAAACUCUAAGCGGGCGCCUGCUGGUGCUUCGCCCGUAUGUGGAUUUGCUUAUUGUCCUACUGUUGCUCUUUGAGUGUGUUUU